AUGAUUCUUGAAAAGGAAAUAGAAAAACUUAGUGAUAAUUAUUCUUGUUUCAUGUCAGCAGUAAUCACUAUUAUUAAAGAUUUAUACUUGAUUUUUGUUCAAAAUGGUAUUUGUAGAUUCCUUAGAUGUUGCUCAGUAAUGAAUAUCUCGCGCAUAGUGAUAAUCACUACAAAAAAUGAUGAAGAUUUCAGCAAAAUAUAUGGAGCUUAUAAAAUGUCAAUGAAAACUUAUAUAUCACAUGCCGGCUUGCCUAAUUUUCAGUAUAUCCGACAGCAGUGUGGAUGCUCAGGUACGGUACAGUAUGAACAAAUUACAUCAAUGCAAAUAUUAUUUUGUCAUGCAAUCCGACGUGUUAAUUGUGUUAUUGGACGAACAGAACGCAAUGAAGUGGCGUAUGUUGCACGAGAACCUUCGGGCCAACUUUAUAGGAGAUUGUGUCAUUUAUUUAAAACAAAAUCAUCAAGUCAGGUGCAAGAAAUUGAAUCCGUGCUUGAGAAUGCAUUUCAUGCCGCAGCUCUCAAUAAACCAGCCAUGGCUGCUGAUUCAAAAAUUCACCUCAAAUUGAUCCCAUCAAAUCUCACAACACCAGGCGGUGCUAGCGUAAACUCCAAUCUCAAUUCUAAACGUACGCAAGUACAGCAGCACUGCCAUCAAGGGACGCAGAACUUCACCACCCCAGCGGUCAUGACUAAUACUACUGACGUACCAUCGAAUAUUCCAUCGAAUAGCGAUCCAUGCAAAUUGCAUUCUACCUCUAUUCUUUUUAAUCGACUAUUUGGCAAACACCGUGUUGAAAUUGACCACAACAACAAAGAAAACAAAACAGCAGCAGCAUCAACAAACAUGGCUAUUACAUCCAAUACACCAAAUAAACGACAGCGACGACCAGUUAGUGCAGUGUUCAGUCAGGCUUUGCAUCGACUUUCUUCAGCUUCAAUUUACAACAAAAGAGUAUGUAUGCCAUCACUGAUAAUGUGCAAAGCAAUAAAGCUGAUAAGUGGAUGUGCAGUGAUAUUAGUGCCAGGCGAAGGAUUGCUAAGACUUAACAUAGCAAUCAUUUUUUUAUUGAUACCAACUAGUUUUAUUCUGCAUUAUAAUAGUACUAAAAAAUUAAGAGUAUUAUUACUGAGCGAACGAUUGGUAUUAAAGGAAGUUCAGUCAAAAACAUUCACUGAACUUUCACAAUUUUAUCUUUUUUGGUCACUCCAAUUACAAACAUUCAAAUCUGAAAAACUGUUUUCCUCGACUGACACACCACGGAAGUUGGAAAGACCUGUAUCAAUUUGUCAGGCGCUACCAUCAUGCACCGCUUUACCUUCUCAAGACUCUACAUCAGCUACACAUCUUCCUUUCAUAACAAGAGAGCAUAUAGCAUGGGUGCAAAUUAAAGAAGCUUUGCAAAAAUGCAAAUUUGGAGCAAAAUGGAUAGCAAAAGAUCAUCUAAUUCACCUUUUUCAAGAAGAAGACAUACUGCGUCCAUUUAGACAUACUCAAACGACCCCGUCUUUGCGCUAUGAUAAACGAUUCGACUACUUUAACAAGUAG
Thelazia callipaeda (thelaziosis nematode) is the source of this 1545-nucleotide messenger RNA. The record is from the annotation of a GenBank genome assembly. Lineage: Eukaryota; Metazoa; Nematoda; Chromadorea; Rhabditida; Thelaziidae.